CUCUGUGACAAAGCAUAGAUACGUAUCUACGGAGGAGAUUGAAAGCAGUACAGGAGGCAGGUGGCAGCUGGACUAAGAGCUCUAUUAAACGCCAGAUCCCCUCCUCCAUUGCACACUCUGGGCAUUCUGGCAAUCAAAAGUCGCGCUCUCUGUCGAUGCGGGAGCGACGACAGCUGGACUGCAGUCCCAUACCACGUAGUCAAUCGGGCGCCUCUCCCGUUUCCAUUUCGGGAUCCACAGCCACCGCUGGCGGAAUGGCCUCCCAUCCGCAUGUGAAUCUGCUGCACGCGGCCGAGCCGCAUUACUACAAUGCCCAGGGAGCCGUCUACUACACCAGCUACCACGGCUCCCCGCACGACCUGAGCUACGCCAGCUCCGCGGACGUCUCGCUGAACGCCUCGUGGGUGAACGCCAGCGGGCACAGCCCCCACACGCCCUACUACUCGGCGGCACAGAUCUACAUGCGCCCCAAGGGCGGCAGCACCACGCCCACUCCCAGCUGCAGCGGCAGCACGGGCAGCGGCAGCGGCAGUGGCAGCGGCAGCUGCAAGAAGGUUCCGCCGGAGGUGCCCAAGCGCACCUCUUCGAUCACGGCACAGCAGCAGAGCCAGCUGCUGCUGCUGCAGCGCCAGACACCGCCGCCCCCGUCGCUGCUGCGGACCAACGGGCUCUGCAAGACGGCGGAGAACGGCAGCCUGACCUCCGUCCAGAGUUCCGGCUCAGACUCGAGCGUCACCUCGGCGGAGCGGAACAUGAACAGCGACCUCGGAUCGGACCGCAGCAACUCCCCCCACACGUGGAAGCGUGGCACGGCCCUGAACAGCUCCCAGCAGUUCUCCACGCACUCGGCCGACUCGGUAUCGGUCUCGGUGCCCAGCGGAGGUGGAGGUGGAGCCGUUGUGGUCUCCGGAGCAGCCAUAGCUGCUGCUGGGCCCGGAGCUUAUGCCGCACAGAUGCAGGCGGCCGUGGCAGCGGCCACAGCGGCGGGCGGAGUACCGCCGACGGACGAUCAUGCCGUCUCGUCGCACACCAGCGCCGCGCAGUACGAGCAGCACGAACAGCAGCAGCACGAGCAGCAGCAGCUGCAGGCAGCGGCCUCCGCCGCGGGCGUGGCCCAGAACUACAAGAUGUCGGAGACCAUACGCAAGCGGCAGUACCGCGUGGGCCUCAAUCUGUUCAACAAGAAGCCGGAGAAGGGCAUCACCUAUCUCAUCCGCAGGGGCUUCCUCGAGAACACGCCACAGGGCGUGGCUCGUUUCCUGAUCACGCGCAAGGGCCUCUCCCGCCAGAUGAUCGGCGAGUAUCUGGGCAAUCUGCAGAACCAGUUCAACAUGGCCGUGCUCAGCUGCUUCGCCAUGGAGCUGGACCUGUCCGGCCGCCAGGUGGACGUGGCCCUGCGCAAGUUCCAGGCCUACUUCCGGAUGCCCGGGGAGGCGCAGAAGAUUGAGCGGCUGAUGGAGAUCUUCUCGCAGCGCUACUGCGAGUGCAAUGCGGACAUUGUGGGGCGCCUAAGAUCAUCCGAUACGAUCUUUGUGCUGGCAUUUGCCAUCAUUAUGCUCAAUACGAUCUGCACACGCCCAAUCUGA
This is a messenger RNA of Drosophila persimilis, 1586 nucleotides long. RefSeq names its product IQ motif and SEC7 domain-containing protein 3-like. Gene Ontology annotation, biological process: actin cytoskeleton organization; regulation of ARF protein signal transduction. The coding region runs from base 156 to 1586 and encodes 476 amino acids. The record is from RefSeq and is a predicted model, not a curated record. The transcript is spliced from 3 exons. Gene Ontology annotation, molecular function: guanyl-nucleotide exchange factor activity. NCBI's taxonomy places the organism in Eukaryota, Metazoa, Arthropoda, Insecta, Diptera, Drosophilidae.